AUGGACAUCCGGCUGUUGAAGGGCAAGACGAACAAGGUCACUCUCGCGGUAUGGCAGGGCGGACGGAAGCAUGUCGCAUGCCUACGGACGAUCAAGAGCUUGAUUGUGAACAUGAUAACUGGCGUCACGAAGGGCUUCCAGUACAAAAUGCGCGCCGUAUACGCGCAUUUCCCUAUCAAUUGUAUCGUCCAGAAUGAUGGUAUGGCGUUGGAGAUCCGUAAUUUUCUGGGGGAGAAGAUUGUGCGGCACGUGAACAUGUUGCACGGUGUGUCUGUUGCGGAGUCGAAGGCGCAGAAGGACGAGCUGAUCAUCGAGGGGAAUGACAUUGAGAAUGUUUCGCAGUCAGCUGCAUCUAUCCAAGGUGUCUGCCGUGUACGGAACAAGGAUAUCCGUAAAUUCCUUGACGGUAUCUACGUCUCCGACAAGGGCACCAUUGUGCAAGAAUGA
Messenger RNA from Sparassis crispa, 447 nucleotides. Its product is annotated as 60S ribosomal protein L9-B. The transcript has 4 exons. Gene Ontology annotation, cellular component: cytosolic large ribosomal subunit; ribosome. The record is from RefSeq and is a predicted model, not a curated record. Gene Ontology annotation, molecular function: structural constituent of ribosome; rRNA binding. Gene Ontology annotation, biological process: cytoplasmic translation. Bases 1 to 447 code for a protein of 148 amino acids. Lineage: Eukaryota; Fungi; Basidiomycota; Agaricomycetes; Polyporales; Sparassidaceae.